GCGUCUUGCCUCGGUGUAAGAAGCGCUGCAGCUCCAGCAAGGAUCCUUCUGAAAACCUCUCAUCAUUCGCUGCAAUGCUGUUAUAACCAGCAAAAUAUCAUAGGUUUGCAGCUGGGGUUUGUUGCUGGAGGCAAGCCCCCUCUUCUGUCACAGUCGAAUGCAGCUGGACACGCUGCGUCACUCCUCCAAAGGAAAUUGUGGUCACCAAUCGGGAGCAGUUGUUUGAACGGCAGAUAUCCCCAGCUAGGAAGCACGCUGAGCGCAGCACAUCCAGUUGGCAAAAUACAUGCUGGCCAGUUGACAAGCGAGCCGGCCGCUGCUGUACAUUCAGACGCCAGCACAGCCAGACCUAGCAGCCAGAGCCCUGCACCUGAGGAGCCUCACAUACCUGUCCUUCUCAAUGAGGUGGUCGAGCAUUUCACUGGAAGGAAGCUGGGAGUCUUUGUAGAUGGGACUUUAGGAGCUGCAGGUCACGCCUGCGCAAUCCUUGCAGCACAUCCUGAGCUGCAGACUUUCAUUGGGCUGGAUGUGGAUCCUAGAGCGCAUGCUGAGGCCAGACGAAAAAUAGACACACUCGUAUCGGGGGGACUCCAGGACAGCCAGUCAUUGAGUUUGCACCUUGUGAAGUCCAACUUUGAGAAUGUGCAUGCUGUGCUGAGGAGUCUAGAAGGGGGUGUUGCAGAAGAUGGGGUUGAUGGGAUGCUUCUGGACCUUGGGGUGUCGUCAAUGCAGGUCGACGAAGCUGACCGAGGAUUCAGCUUCAUGCGAGACGGGCCACUGGACAUGAGGAUGAAUCCCAGCGCAGCGGUGACUGCUGAGCAGAUCGUGAACGACUGGUCCGAAGACCGCCUCGGAAAGAUCAUCCGAGAUUACGGAGAGGAGCGUUACUGGAAGUCGAUCGCAAGGCGGAUUGCGGAGGCGCGAACGGUGUCGCGCAUCCGGACGACAGGGGAGCUGGUGGACUUGGUCGGGGGGCCUCGACCGGGCAGACGAAAAGGCGGCGCCCCCCGGGGCAUUCACCCGGCCACGCGCACCUUCCAGGCGCUGCGGAUCGCCGUCAACGACGAGCUCGGGGUUUUAGAAAGGGGGAUCCCCCGGGCCAUCGAGUGCCUCGCGCCGGGCGGCCGCCUGGCCGUUAUCUCCUUCCACAGUCUAGAGGAUCGCAUCGUGAAGCGAGCCUUCUUGGCCGCAGCCGGGCGGCCCUAUGUCGAAGAAGAGGACGAAGUAGCCUACAGCACGUCGAAUAUCUUCCUCGAAAAGGAAACGCCCAAGCCGCUUGUUAAGAUUCUUACGAGGAAGCCCUUCGUACCAUCGGAGGAAGAAGCGCGAAAAAACUCGCGAAGUCGAAGCGCUAAGUUGCGAGUUGUCGAAAAGCUAUAGUAGGGGCUAGGUAUCUCCGGUGUCUCAAAGGAGCUGUUUCACCAAGGGCUCGGAUCCAAACUUCAAUUGUUUACAAAAGUUGACUUUUCGAUCCUGCAUUGGCCUCUCUGUUCGAUCGUUGUUUGCUCUCUAAAGGCCAAUCAUCG
Molecule: messenger RNA, 1526 nt
Organism: Klebsormidium nitens
Lineage: Eukaryota; Viridiplantae; Streptophyta; Klebsormidiophyceae; Klebsormidiales; Klebsormidiaceae
Source: the annotation of a GenBank genome assembly